Messenger RNA from Cylicocyclus nassatus, 2436 nucleotides. The record is from the annotation of a GenBank genome assembly. Lineage: Eukaryota; Metazoa; Nematoda; Chromadorea; Rhabditida; Strongylidae.
AUGAGAAGCCCUUCAUUCAGCCAAUGCACCGAUGAAGUGACACCGAUGGUCUCGACAGGAAUUUCGAUACGAAAUAAUGGCGCAAUUCUACCAUUAUCUACAAAUGCAGAAAAAGAACUCGGCAUCGACUCUGUGUGCCGAAGUCGUUCCCGCUCCAUAUACGUGCUUCUGAUUCUCCUCGUUCCGCUCAUGCUAGUUGGAAUCGUAAUAUCGGCUAUCGUGCUUAUUCGGCUUGGUGUUGUGGAAAGUCAAGUCGAGACUCACGAAGAUGUCAUAAAUAGGUUUAGAUCCUCCUUCACAUAUGACCAUCCAGCUAUACAAGUUGCAAAAGCAGCAGUUUCUGGUCACGGAGCGCAAAGGAAUCGGGAAGAUUUGCUCAGCUUUGGAACAAGCGAAUGUCCAACAAAAUGCAUGAGGAGAGAUUUCGAAAAACCGCCGCUGGUAGUCUUAUCACUGGAUGGAUUUGCAAGACAGUAUUUGGAUGAUUUCAAAGUCCCAACUUUGGACUACAUCGCAAAAUGCGGUGCUAGAGCUGAGAGGGUUUAUCCGCCAUAUCCGUCGAGAACCUUUCCCAGCCACUACACUAUGGUCACCGGACUGUACCCGGAAUCACAUGGAAUAGUCGACAACAACAUUUUUGAUCCGAACAUCUCAAGUAAAUUGGAGAGCAUGAAAGCUGAAAGUGCUCAAGGAUUCUAUCAAGGAGAUCCGAUCUGGAAUGUGUACAAGCGAAGUGGUGGUAGAGCGCACUGUUUAUUCUGGCCAGGAUGCUCGUUCAACGUUUCUGGACUUCGUCCGGACGUGUCACCCGCAUACAAUAAGGAUCUUCCAUUUAGGAAUCGAUUUGAAAGGAUUCUCGAUUGGCUAUUAUUGCCUCCCGAAAAACGCCCGGGACUGAUCACUGCAUACCUCGAUCAGCCUGAUAGUGCGGGACAUUACCAAAUUGAUGACAAGGAUAUAGAGGCGCAACUAGCUCUGCUUGAGACAGCCCUGAGCUCUUUCAUGUUCAGUCUUAGAAAGCAAGGUCUUCUGUCAUGUAUCAACCUAAUCAUUGUCUCAGAUCAUGGCAUGCAAAGACUGGGUAACACCUACUACUUCUCUGAACUUCUGAAAACUUCUGGCACCGUUACCAGUUCGGGAGUGAUCGGAAGGAUCCACAAGCACAAAUCAGCUGCUUCUAUGCAGCAGUUAAUGGAGCCAUUUGAAUGCGAUCGAGGUAACAAAUGGAAAAUCUUUUCUCGGAGCACUAUUCCGACCAGGAAGCACCACCAGAGAUCAUCAAGAGUGGGGGAUGUUAUCGUAGAAGGAAGUCCGGGAACGUCUUUCUAUACAACUCCAGCACAAGAUUGGCAUCUGAGUGGUGAUCAUGGUUACGAUUAUCUACAUCCUGCCAUGCACGCGAUAUUUUUUGCAAUGGGACCAUCCAUAAGAAAACAAGUGGUCCUGCCACCUAUCCAGAAUAUCGAGUACAUGAAUUUGUUCAUGGAUCUUCUUGGCUUGCGUACAAAUGUUCCCAAUAAUGGUACAAAAGGUAUCAUGGACGAGAUUCUUGUCAAACCGCCACUCAGGACACCUCAGUUUCAACGACCGCUCAACGAGUGUCCUGUAACGGGAAUUGCUGGUGCUGUUCCAUGUGAUGAACGUUCUUGUUCUACAGAAGAAAUAAAUCGACUAAGUGCAAGUUUGGUCUGCGACAAACCCGCUUUGUUUCCAGUGCAGAUCUUUUCGACAAUACCGAGAUGCUUUCAAAAUUACUGUGAAAAAUACAUUGUUGUGGGGAGCACUAGAGAGGAUGACGUGGCUGUUGUUGAGCGCCUGAUGGCCGCAGAAUCAAGAUCAUUCAGCUGCGUAUUUGUUAAUUCUAAAUACGGUAAUAUGUGCAAGGAAAUGCCGAAUGCUACAGAACAUGUUAGAAAAACACUCUCCGGAGACAGCACGUCAGAAUUGGCCAACAUCCGACCGCUAAUGAUGUCUUGGAAAAAAGGAUUCGUUUCAGAAAUUCUGAAACCUCUAAAUGAGUACACAAAGUUACUCACCGAGAAGCUUGGCCAUUUCGUGACUAUCACCGGAACUGCAUUCGAUCAAGAUUUUGAUGGUAUUGCUGACACAGAAAAGAGCGCUACUCCCUCACACAUAUUCCGGGUGCUGGUCGCUUGCGCUGGUGGAGCUUGGUCUGCCGAUGGCACUUCUUGCUCAAACCCUUCCGACACAAUGGUGCUUUCGUUCAUAUUCCCUAUUAUGGAGAAAGACAUAAACUGUUUGCCGAAAGACGAGCUGCUCCGUGACUACACGGCUCGACUUCUGGAUGUCGAACUCAUCACGGGGCUAAUAUUUCACUUCCCGAAUAUACCGCAAAUGCAGCUUUCACGAUUGAAAAGCCAUGUUGCUACCGAACUGUGGUAGCAUUCAAUAAAUGUCUUUCAAUGUCUACUCGUG